CAGAUCGGCGGCGGCAGGGGCCGAGUUCACAGCUGCGGGCACACCUCCGUCAGAGCGGCGACGAGCAGCGGGCGGGCGAGAGGGGCUCACCGGCGCUGAGGAGCCGUGCAGCGCCGACCUCAGCGAGUACAGAGAGGAGGAGACCGGCGAGCUGACCCGAGACUAGGUCACGAACAUCGAGAUUCGUCAGUCUUCAGGACGGCAGUCGGCACUGGUUAAAUUCACCGGUACACAAGCCUGGUGAAGCAGCUCACAGGUGCGACAGGCGGCGUCCGUGCUCGUGACGCGUCACGGCGGAACUGUGACGCCCCCGGACGGUGUCACACGGUCACCCGUCACUCUGUGUGUCCGAGGUGCAGCGCCGUCACAUCACUGACGGACCGCUGACCGGAGUGGCGCCAUGGCUAGCCAGUACACAGAGAUGAGCGAAGCCAAUGGCAAACAGACGAAGGAGCCCAUCACGACAGCACAAACGCCCGAUAUGAACGGGAAAGGAGCAAAAAAUGUCGAUGCAGAAGGAAACGCGGGCGCCGCCGACCAGGAGCGGGACCAGUGGAGCAGUCCGAUUGAGUUCCUGCUCUCCUGCGUGGCCAUGUCGGUCGGCCUGGGAAACGUGUGGCGCUUCCCGUUCACGGCGUAUGAGAACGGAGGCGGCGCCUUCCUCAUCCCCUAUUUGGUGGUGCUGCUCUUCAUCGGAAAGCCGCUAUAUUUCAUGGAGCUCGCCAUGGGCCAGUUCUCGUCGUACGGCUGCGUCCGAGUUUGGAACGUGGUGCCGGCCGCCAGAGGUGUCGGGUACGGCCAGAUGAUUGGCACCGCCUCCGUCGUCUCCUAUUACGUGGCGCUGAUGGCGCUCACCGUGUUCUACUUCUUCGCGUCGUUCUCGGCGGUGCUGCCGUGGACCUACUGCGACCCGAGCUGGGCCGACAUGAGCCACUGCGUCGACCCGACCACCAACAUCUCGGAGCUGAACCACACGCACGGAGAUGACAGCCUGAUCGGAUCCACCGAGAUGUACUUCAUGAGGAACGUGUUAAAGGAGCUACCCAACAUCGACGACGGUAUCGGGGCGCCCGAGUGGCGACUGACGCUCUGUCUGGCCUUCUCGUGGAUCGUGCUGUUCCUGACGCUGGUGAAGGGUGUCCAGAGCUCCGGCAAGGUGGCCUACUUUACAGCGCUGUUCCCGUACGUGGUUCUGAUCACCCUGCUGGUGCGUGGGCUGACGCUACCCGGCGCCAUGGAUGGGGUGCUCUUCUACCUGGAGCCGCAGUGGCACGAGCUGCUCAACCCAAAGGUGUGGUACGCGGCGGUGACGCAAUGUUUCUUCUCACUCUCCACCGGCUUCGGAGCGCUCAUCAUGUUUUCCAGCUACAACGGCUUCAAACACCCCGUCGCCAGAGACGCCACCAUCAUCAGUAUCACGGACAUGCUGACCUCCUUCCUGGCGGGCUUCACCAUUUUCGCCAUCCUGGGUAACCUGGCCCACGAGCUGGACACCACGGUUGACCAGGUCAUCAAGGGCGGCGGCACGUCACUGGCCUUCAUCUCGUACCCGCAGGCGCUGGCCAACUUCCACACACUUCCACAGUUGUUUGCGGUGCUGUUCUUCCUGAUGCUGUUCACGCUGGGCGUGGGCUCGGCCACAGCUCUGACCGGCUGUAUCAUCACUGUCGUGUGUGACAACUUCCCCAACUGGGCGCGCUGGAAGGUCUCCGCCGGCAUCUGCAUUGCCGGCUUCCUCAUCGGACUCAUCUACGUCACACCGGGCGGUCAGUUCCUGCUGAACCUGGUGGACUACUUCGGCGGCGGAUUCAUCAUCUUCGUGCUGGCCACGCUGGAGACGAUCGCCAUACACUGGGUGUACGGCAUCAACCGCUUCUGUGACGACAUUCAGUUCAUGAUCGGCCAGCGGCCCAACAUCUACUGGCGCUUCUGCUGGGCCGUCUUCAUCCCCAUCUCACUGAUCGCCAUCUUCAUCUACUCGCUGGUCAAGAUGGAGCCGCUGCUGUACGGAGAUGUCGGGUACCCGGACAUCGCCAUCAACUGCGGCUGGGUGCUGACUGGCUGCGCGCUGGUCCCGCUGCCCGUCUGCUUCAUCCACGCCAUCUACGAGAGCCCCCACAGCGGCCUGAUGAACAAGAUCCGCCACUCGUUCCAGCCGAACCGGCAGUGGGGCCCGAUGAGGUCGCUGGACCGCGAGGCGUGGCUCAUCCACACGGGCCAGGAGGAGCGACUGCACGGCACACAGGCCAACCUAAACGCCGCGUUCGCCGCCAGUACGGCUGAGCUGGACACGGCAGGAGGAGGGGACGCCCCAGCUGAGCCUGAGACCCGUACACAGCUGUAGGGUCAAUCAGCAGAGAGAUUGCGGAGGUGCGGUGUAUACGACGGCUGGUGGAGCGGUUAGGAGGGUAAAAGAAAGAGAUUUGGAAGAGAGAGAGAGAGAGAGAGAGAGAGAGAGAGAGAGAGAGAGAGAGAGAGAGAGAGAGAGAGAGAGAGAGAGAGAGAGAGAGAGAGAGAGAGAGAGAGAGAGAGAGAGAGAGAGACCCACAAGUAUGUGCUGUGCGAUGAGCAGGAUUAUUGCGGGAUAUGGAAGAGCCCCGAUCGAGUGAGUAUGUCCCAGUCGCUGCGGAGACGGAAGUGUUUCCUAUUUAAACUACAUCCCCACCCACAUGGAGGGAUGUAGUUACGACGUGUACCGAUGAGAGAUUCGGUGUGAUACACUGUGGUCAAGAUAGUGAGGUGGGUGUGUGUCUUCGGUAACGCGGGUCAGACAUGGCAUCUGAUAUCUGAGGAACGUAUAAUGAACUGAAGUGGGCAUUAGCUACCAAUUAGCACAACAAUCCAGCAAUAAUUGUGUUGACUCAUCCGAGAAAGUUGAAAUGCACGAGCUGGCUACCCACGACAAACGUUGUGAUAGGGACAAAAGGCGAACUAUACUCUGUUCCGUUUCAAGCUUGCAGCCGAAGUGCCCUGCUGAAAGCAGGGCGUGAUUUCUGUAUAUACAGCUCUUACAUUUUAAGACACAAAUUCUUGAGCGGAGGAGCAAUCUGCCGAAGAAACUCCGACUGCAAGCUUGAUAUGGAACAGACUAUAUAGCAUCUACAAAUUUUAUAGCAUCUACAAAUUUAGACAUCUUUGGGUUGUAGGAACUCCGUGAAUCAUAAUGAUAUCCCGUGGGACCAACUACGCAAAAAGUAAUUUAAUUAAGAACAACUUUAAAAUGUAUUCCGUCCAAGAAUCCUGUCCAUAUUUCAUGACUGUCUUGCAUGAUUGAUCGCUUAUGAUUGUCGCCAUUUGCAUGAGAAGUGUCAGAUUGUAGCACGUUGGAUAGACAUCUCACUGCGGCUAGGUAAACUAACGAAACUAAAGGCGUACUGAGAAAGGAGAUGGGCGAAAGUUUUAGCUUAGAUCGAGUGAUUGAGCAUUUGAACAAGGCAUUGUACCAUGGUAUCACGUAUCACGAUGUGCCGAGUGUCUGACACGAUGCAUCGAGUUUCUUAUUAUGUAUCUUGGUCUGACACGACCAGACCAGGCCAAUGGACUUCUUUGAAUAGUUUUAAGCGUGCAUUUUAUGUAGUAACGGUGUAACGCUGUAAUUUAUUAAGUAACACUGAUUUGAAAACCGACAGAAACCGAAUAUUCUGCGGUUCCCAUUUACGAGCAAUUUGUGUGUGUAUUACCCGUACGAGGAAGCUGGUUAAAUGUACGUACGAGCAUCAGGCCUUAUGUGAAGUCGUGAGUAGCGCGAACACAGUAGGUAUGGCAGCAGUGAUUGUCUUUUGUUAUGUGGCUUCCUUGAUUAUGCAUCUAUGCUGUCAUGUGGAAACUUGAGGACGCACAAUGGCGGUAACAUACGAUAAUUGUGAAUAUAUGGAUGUCCAAUUACAUGAAUACAUACUACAUAUGUAACAAG
Molecule: messenger RNA, 3913 nt
Organism: Amphibalanus amphitrite
Lineage: Eukaryota; Metazoa; Arthropoda; Thecostraca; Balanomorpha; Balanidae
Product: sodium-dependent nutrient amino acid transporter 1-like
Exons: 13
Coding region: 401-2344 (647 amino acids)
Biological process (GO): sodium ion transmembrane transport
Cellular component (GO): membrane
Molecular function (GO): L-amino acid transmembrane transporter activity
Source: RefSeq, a predicted model, not a curated record